Messenger RNA from Gigantopelta aegis, 2610 nucleotides. RefSeq lists its product as uncharacterized. Bases 98 to 2323 code for a protein of 741 amino acids. The record is from RefSeq and is a predicted model, not a curated record. Lineage: Eukaryota; Metazoa; Mollusca; Gastropoda; Neomphalida; Peltospiridae. The transcript has 8 exons.
GUUGAAACAGUCGAUCUUUUUGGACGACAAAGACAGAUUUAGAAGUAUGGACCUGAAGUAAUAUUUAUCACAAUCAUUGACAAUUUAAACUGUGAAGAUGAAAGUGGUUAUUUGUCAUAUGCUCGUGUUCCUGUUGGUCACCCAGCUAGUUCUCACUGAAGUGAAGAUCAGCAGAAUAAAGCUGUGGGGAGAUCAUCCAUCUGUGGAGUUAACUAUGGUGCCAGGCGACCAGCUGAGUUCACCAAUAGUGGUGGUGUAUCAAAAUUCAACAGUUCAUAACAAAUACUCUCCAACAUUUCACAACAGUACUGAGUCAGUUUUUACCAACAUCAGUAUAGUACCAGACCUAAGGAAAAUUGGUGCUGUGGCAGUAUAUAAUGGUACUGAGCCAAAUAUUACAGAUGCAGUCCCGUUGUUGAAAGUGGCAGUUGUUUACGUAUUCAAUAAUUCCCUUACGUUAAUUCCUAAUAUGGCACAACUUUUGAACACAACUGUCUUAAAGGUUAAUGCUAUACCUAGUAAGGACCAGUUCCUAUAUUUGUGUAAUGAUGUCUUCAUGCUGACAAACACAACUGAUUGUUCGAAUGGAACAUCACCUGUCAUUUCAACAUCCAUUUUACCGACAGGAAUGCCGUCAACAGUAAAUUCAAGUUCUACUGCAACCUCUGGAACCACUGCUUCAUCAGCAACUACAAAAUUGCCAGUGGCAACCACUGCACAUCCUACUUUACAAACUACCAGUGUACUAAAGCACACUACAGGACAUUCUAGUGUAACAUCUCCAGUCAGUGGUAGUUCUACUACAACACUACCAAGCAGUGGAAAUUCUAGUAUAACACCACUGAACAAUGGAAGUUCUACUACAAACAGUACAACACCUCCAGUCAAUGGUAGUUCUCCUACAACACUACCAAGCAGUGGAAGUCCUACUGCAUCACCUCCAGUCAAUGGUAGUUCUCCUACAACACUACCAAGCAGUGGAAGUCCUACUGCAACAUCUCCAGUCACUGGUAGUUCUACUACAACACUACCAAGCAGUGUAACACCUCCAGUUAAUGGUAGUUCUACUACAACACUACCAAGCAGUGGAAGUCCUAGUAUAACACCACUGAACAAUGGAAGUUCUACUGUAACACUGCCACACAAUGGAAGCUCUACUACAACCCAACCAAAACCGACCAGCCCACGACCAAGUGUUACCUCUGUUAAGCCCUCUCCUCAGCCACUGAUUAAUGAGGUGAAUCUUCUGCUUGCUGAGAAGAAAUUCUUCAUUGAACUUAAAGGUUUAUCUGGAGAUGUUCAGAAUCUGUCAGUUGUUGUGUUUGAUGGAGAAGUAGGCACAUGUUUAACUCAUAUUAAAAUGAAUAAUACCAUUUCAUCAGAUGCCAAUGGAUUUGGAGUUUUUCCUGUAGAUGAUGCUGUUGUGAAGACGAAGAAUGCUUAUGUUGUUGCCCUGUUUGAUACGACCAACUGGGACAAAUCGCCUGUGGGUUGUACGAUAGCACUGAAUGUAUCUGGUCUGAAGGAUGUCCUUAUUAUCAGCAAGCACAUGGAUAUUCUUAGUUCGCAAGUUUUGGGAGCAUUUGCCAGGGACAAGCCAAGGCACUUGAUGAUUGUUGAUCCAGAAACAAUUUCUGGCACUGGCCAGAAUUACAGCAUCAGCAGGUGUGCACCGUGGGUGAUGGAUUCCAGUGCGUUUAUUCUCUCACAUCCCACCAGGCAUGGAGAAAACGAGUGUAAGACAGACUUUGGCAAGAAGAUUCAGCUGAAGCUGACUGACGCCAGGUGUAAAGAUUUCAAAGACUCUGGAGCCAAGCAACAGUUUUUAGACAUGCUGGUGUACAAGAUGGCCGACUUCUGUAGCUGUGGAAUAUCUCCACUGCUUUUCAAGUUACAAAAGUACCACUGUGGAAGUUUAAUCUUUGAAGCAUUUCUUGAGGCAGUAAAUAGUACUCUGGCAAACAAGAUGUUUAUUUCUUACAAUAACUUCAUCCAGUCCACUCAAAGUCUGACCAUUGGCAAUAAGACAUACAAGGUUGACACCACGUGCAACAAUGACUGUUUGACAGCUGCAGGUGGAAAACAAGGAAAUAUCAAACAGACCAUUGCCGUGGUGAUGUCAUGUCUUGCCGUGUUCCUCAUCAUCGUGGUGGUGGUUGUCAUCUACUUGAAGAAGAAACGGAGAGGAGUCCUACAAUUCCGAAUGACACGCUUGGAUGAAGAUGACGAUGACCUUAUGAACCCGGAAAUGGAUGAUUUUGUUGGCAGUGGUCAAGAUGCAAGUUUUGAAAACAGGCUGUACAGUCAUUUCAAUAGAAAAUAAAAAAUGUCUCCCAUUCCAUACUGUUAGCCAAUAUGAAUCAAAACUAUAUGCAAAUCUAACUUGAUUGUGUAUAAUAAAAAAAAAACCCAUGUUAUGCUAGUAUUGUAUAAAGUGCAAAUGUUAGGUUUAUUUGAAAUAAAUACUGUUAAGACAAUGUUUAAAACAGGUUUUUAAAACAUUUAAUGUACAUAUUGCAGGGCUAAAAGAUUAUAGUAGCCCCAAUCCUAUGGCUAGUGAUAUUCAAUGUCGGGCUAGUAAAUAACUACUAUUGCCAUGCCCGACGGCUA